CACACGCACUCCGCAGUGGUUGUACUUGUGUGCUGUUCUGCCAGGCUUUUGCAGAGCGUUAGCCAGCCAUCCCCAUUGCAAACCCGCCCCUGUCUCCCUCUUUUUCUCCUUUUAGAUUUAGUCACUUUAUUGAGUGACAGGUCUCUCAGCCGAGCUUUCGGUGAUCUUUUGUAGCUUUUUCACUUGAGGUGCUCAUUUUGACAGGACUUCUUCAUGGAGGAUUACCAUAAACCCGACCAGCAGACUCUGCAGGCGCUGCGCAACAUUGCCAAUCGCCUCCGGAUCAACUCUAUAAGAGCUACGACCGCAGCUGGCAGUGGACACCCGACAUCAUGCUGCAGUGUGGCAGAGAUCAUGUCGGUGCUGUUUUUCCACACCAUGAAGUACCGCCCUGAAGAUCCCAGGAACCCCAACAAUGACCGCUUCAUCAUGUCCAAGGGACACGCAGCUCCCAUCCUGUAUGCGGCGUGGGCGGAAGCCGGCUACCUGAAGGAGAGCGAGCUUCUGAACCUCCGCAAGAUUGACUCCAUCCUUGAGGGUCACCCAGUGCCGAAGCAGCAGUUUGUGGAUGUGGCCACUGGCUCUCUGGGUCAGGGCCUGGGUGCUGCCUGUGGGAUGGCCUACACUGCCAAAUACUUUGACAAGUCCAGCUACCGUGUGUACUGUCUUCUGGGAGAUGGAGAGAUGUCGGAGGGGGCAGUGUGGGAGGCCAUGGCCUUUGCCUCCUACUACCAGCUGGACAACCUGGUGGCCAUCUUGGACAUCAAUCGGCUGGGACAGAGCGACCCCGCUCCCCUUCAACACCACAUGGAAAAGUACCAGAAACGCUGUGAAGCAUUUGGCUGGAACGCCAUCAUAGUGGACGGACACAGUGUGGAGGAGCUGUGCAAGGCGCUGUCCCAGCCACGCCACCAGCCCACUGCCAUCAUCGCCAAGACCAUCAAGGGCAAGGGCAUCCCAGUGGCGGAGGAUAAGAUGGGUUGGCAUGGCAAGCCGCUGCCCAAGGACAUGGCCGACGGCGUCGUCAAGGACCUGCAGAGCCGCAUUCUCAACACCAGCAAGCGCCUGUACCCAGCCAUGCCCUCAGAGGACACCCCGCCUGUCAGCCUGCGCAACGUCAGGAUGCCCAGCGCCCCCAGCUACAAACCUGGGGAGAAGAUAGCCACACGGAAGGCCUAUGGGAUGGCCCUGGCUAAGCUUGGACGCUACAAUGAGCGUGUCAUUGCCCUUGAUGGAGACACCAAGAACUCCACCUUCGCUGAGAUCUUCAAGAACGAGCACCCCAACCGCUAUGUGGAGUGUUACAUUGCUGAGCAGAACAUGGUGAGCGUGGCAGUGGGCUGUGCCACCCGCGACAGGAAUGUGGUCUUCGCCUCCACCUUCGCCACCUUCUUCAGCCGCGCCUACGACCAGCUCCGCAUGGCCGCCAUCUCCGAGAGCAACAUCAACCUCUGCGGCUCCCACUGCGGUGUCUCCAUCGGGGAGGAUGGACCUUCUCAAAUGGGCCUGGAGGACCUGUCCAUGUUCCGCGCUAUCCCCACGGCAACAGUAUUCUACCCCAGUGAUGGUGUGUCCACUGAGAAAGCUGUGGAGUUGGCUGCCAACACAAAGGGUGUGUGCUUUAUCCGAACCAGUCGCCCAGAGCACGCCAUCCUUUACAACAACAACGAGGACUUCCAUGUUGGACAGGCAAAGGUUGUUUACAAAACCAACGAUGACCACGUGACUGUGAUUGGAGCUGGUGUUACUCUCCACGAGGCUUUGACUGCUGCUGAGCACCUCAAGAAAGAGAGAAUCAACAUCAGAGUGAUUGAUCCCUUCACCAUCAAGCCCCUGGAUGCAAAGACCAUCAUUGACAAUGCCAAGGCCACUAGGGGGCGUAUUGUCACAGUGGAGGAUCACUACUAUGAGGGUGGCCUGGGAGAGGCAGUGUGCUCCGCCGUGGUGAACGAGCCGGGGAUUACGGUGCAUCGUCUGGCUGUGGCCCAUGUCCCGCGCAGUGGCAAGCCACAAGAGCUGCUCAAGAUCUUCGGCAUCGACCACGACGCCAUUGCCCAGGCGGUCAGGAAGAUGCUCAGCAACUCGGUCAACGCAAAGUAAAUCUGGCGACUGUCGGGCGACAAACCUUGGUAACCUCAACAAAAAGGGAGACACUUCCUUGUCUGAACACGCUCCCCCUCUUGAAAGAAGAAAAUGUCACUGAAAUGAAUAAAGAAAAAAAAAAGCCAAGAAAGAAAAAGAAAUGUAGUUCUUCUAAAUGUCAUUGAUGUUGUUUGACCCCUUACCCCCCACCCCUCACCCCACCCUUUCAGGUGACCUUUCCUCUAUGCCCCUUGAUUCUUAAUCUACCCUGAGCCCCUAACCCCUAAAAAAAAGAGUAACGCUGUAGUGUGAAGUGCGCAGUGAAGGUUUCUGGAGUAACGUUGGCGUCGUUUUGGAGUCAUGUUUUUUCACAUUUUUGAAAUGCCCACACAGACACCACCAUUCUAUGUCCCCUCCCUUCUCCUCCUCUUUGAUGCAUUUGGGUUUGGUUUUAGUACACUGUUUUUAGACCCUUGUCCCCAUUGGGAACAUACACCAAUAAAGUGAUGGAUUCUUCACA
This is a messenger RNA of Sardina pilchardus (European sardine), 2602 nucleotides long. Its product is annotated as transketolase-like. The record is from RefSeq and is a predicted model, not a curated record. The coding region runs from base 214 to 2100 and encodes 628 amino acids. NCBI's taxonomy places the organism in Eukaryota, Metazoa, Chordata, Actinopteri, Clupeiformes, Clupeidae. Gene Ontology annotation, cellular component: extracellular exosome; endoplasmic reticulum membrane. Gene Ontology annotation, molecular function: transketolase activity; thiamine pyrophosphate binding. Gene Ontology annotation, biological process: pentose-phosphate shunt, non-oxidative branch. The transcript has 14 exons.